Molecule: messenger RNA, 3385 nt
Organism: Theobroma cacao (cacao)
Lineage: Eukaryota; Viridiplantae; Streptophyta; Magnoliopsida; Malvales; Malvaceae
Product: Topoisomerase II-associated protein PAT1
Biological process (GO): deadenylation-dependent decapping of nuclear-transcribed mRNA; P-body assembly
Cellular component (GO): P-body
Molecular function (GO): RNA binding
Source: RefSeq, a predicted model, not a curated record
CUUUUUUUAAAAAAAUCCCCAAUACCAAUACGAAAACCAAAACCCCCCUUUGAUUCUUCUUGCUCCAAUCUCUGCCCCCCUCCCCCCUCUCUCUCUAUCUCUCUCUCUCUGAGAGAGAUUUCUUCCUUCCUUCUACCUCCCCCGUCCAAAAUAAAAACCCUCUCAAUCCCUUUAUUUACACAACCUGCCACUCUCCCUCAUCAUGCCUACCUCUUAAUUAUAGCAAUAAACAAACCCUAAGCGUUUUUUUUUUCUUUUGUUUGGCUAUCUUCUUCCUCUGUAUCUAGGGUUUUCUUUUUUAGGUUGGUUUUGUAAAUAUGGAUAGAUCCGAUGGCAAACUUCCCAACAACUUCUCUCAAACUUCCUCAGGUAAUGCGCUUUUUGAUGCAUCCCAAUACGAAUUUUUUGGUCAAAAUGCUAUGGAAGAAGUGGAGUUGGGGGGUCUAGAUGAUGGUGAACAGGAUGCUCCUGUGUUUGCAUCCGCUGAAGAUGAUGAGUACCAUUUGUUUGAUAGAGGAGAGGUUGUAGGUUUAGGUUCUUUAUCUGACAUGGAUGAUCUGGCUAGUACUUUUGCAAAGUUGAAUAGGGUUGUUACAGGACCAAGAAAUCCAGGAGUUAUUGGUGAUAGAUCUGGAUCUUUUUCAAGGGAAAGUUCAUCUACUGCUGACUGGGCUCAAGAUGGAGAGUAUGUAAACUGGUUGGAUCAGCAUAUGUUUGAUGCAGAAGAUGCUCAAGAAGGCAAGAGAUGGUCCUCACAGCCACAACCUUCUUCUGCUCGUGUUGCCGAAUCAAAGCCUUUAUAUAGAACUUCUUCAUAUCCCCAGCAGCAACCACAGCCACAUCACUUCUCAAGUGAACCAAUUGUUGGCCCCAAAUCAACCUUCACAUCUUUCCCUCCUCCUGGUAGCAGAGGCCAGCAGUCUUCACCUGCCCACCUAAAAAUUCCUGCUCUUACCAGUGGAUCUCAGUCACCCUUCUCUGCAGCCAGCCUCUCUCCUUUGUCCAACUCCAGUCUUCAUCUGGCUGGUCUAUCUCAUGGAUUGCAUUACAGUGGUAAUAUGUCCCAGUUAACCUCUCCUGGCCUAUCUUUUAGUAGCAGGUCCCAAAAUCACUGGGUUAACCACUCUGGGCUAUUACAUGGAGAUCAUGCUGGCCUUUUACAGAGUAUGUUGCAACAUCAAAUACCUCAUCAAAAUGGCCUAAUCUCCCCACAGUUAAUUUCACCACAACAGCAGAGACUGCACCAUUCAGUUCAACCAUCUUUGGCACAUUUUGCAGCAUUGCAGUCUCAGCUGUAUAAUGCCCAUCCUCCAUCUCAUAAAAUGAUGCUUGGACUGGGCGAUCAUAGGGAUCAACGAACAAAAUCAUCACAAAGAAAUAGGCAGAGCAUGCGUUUUUCUCAGCAAAGCUCUGAUAUUGGUAGCCAGAAAAGUGAGAGUGGGUUGGUGCAAUUCAGAUCCAAGUAUAUGACUGCUGAAGAGAUAGAGAGUAUUCUUAAGAUGCAGCAUGCUGCCACGCAUAGCAAUGAUCCCUAUGUAGAUGAUUAUUACCACCAAGCUUGUCUUGCCAAAAGAUCUUCUGGAUCCAGGGCUAAACAUCAUUUUUGCCCAUCUCACCUGAAGGAAUUACAUUCUCGAUCUCGUAACAGUGGAGAGCAGCAUUUGCAUCUCCAUGUUGAUGCACUUGGGAAGGUACCCCUCUCUUCCAUUCGUAGGCCUCGCCCGCUGCUUGAAGUUGAUCCUCCCUUAGGUUCAGGUGAUGGAGGUUCUGAACAGAAAACUGAGAAGCCCCUGGAGCAGGAACCAAUGCUUGCUGCUAGAAUAACCAUUGAAGAUGGUCUUUGUCUUCUUCUUGAUGUAGAUGAUAUUGAUCGGCUCAUACAAUUUAGUCAACCCCAAGAUGGUGGGGCUCAGCUCAGACGGAGGCGGCAGAUCCUGCUUGAAGGUAUGGCAGCAUCACUUCAGCUUGUUGAUCCACUUAGCAAAGGUGGGCAUGCAGUUAACUGUGCUCCCAAAGAUGACAUCGUGUUCCUAAGAUUAGUCUCUCUUCCGAAGGGCCGUAAGCUCCUCACCAGGUUCCUUCAGCUUCUCAUCCCUGGAAGUGAGCUUAUUCGAAUAGUGUGCAUGGCUAUUUUCCGUCACUUGAGAAUCUUGUUUGGUGGUCUUUCUGCUGAUACGGGAGCAGCCGAGACAACUACCAAUCUUGCAAAGACAGUUUCUAUGUGUGUUAAUGGUAUGGAUCUUCGUGCACUUAGUGCUUGCCUUGUUGCAGUUGUUUGUUCUUCUGAGCAGCCACCACUUCGGCCCCUUGGAAGCCCUGCUGGGGAUGGUGCUUCUGUUAUUUUAAAAUCAGUCCUUGAAAGGGCCACACAACUUUUAAGUCAUCCUUCUGGAAAUUGCAGUAUGCCUAAUUAUGCUUUCUGGAGGGCUUCGUUUGAUGAAUUCUUCGCUCUUCUUACCAAGUAUUGUGUGAGUAAAUAUGAGACUAUAAUGCAGUCAAUGCAUACCCAGACUCAGCCAACCACGGAAGUAAUUGGUUCAGAGGCUAUAAGGCGUGAAAUGCCUUGUGAGCUUCUACGUGCUAGUCUUCCUCACACAAAUGAAGCCCAGAGGAAGCUUUUAAUGGACUUUUCUCAGCGUUCUGUGCCCAUGAAUGGAUCCAAUUCGCAUGCUGGGAAUACUAGCCAAAUAAACUCUGAAUCAGUGAGGGGUUAAUAAAGGACAAGGGUAGUGUGAAAAUGUCCUGAAAACUGCACCUAGGUGGAAUGUAGAUCGGGAGAGCAGAAGCAAGGGGUGUGUAUUUGCUUUAGGAGUCUGGUUUAGAGGGGCAAGCAUCAUCUGCCUUACACUUUGGAUUUGGUCUAUGCCCCCCCUCCCCUCUCUUAAACGCCUCCAGCCAUCUCCCCUUCCCAAUCUCCUCCUCUUUUUAUUUUCUUUUUAUUGAAAAAAUAUCCUUCCUGAGAAGGAAUCCGAGAUUGGCAACUUGAUGAACUUUGUAGUAACGCAUGAAUGUGUAUUAUGAUGGAUGUUAUGAUGGGAGUUGGUGACUGGAAGUUUAACCUUCUGGGGAGCUUUAUUUUGGUGCUCUGCUUUGAGACUCCAAUACAAGUGGAAGCGUAGUGGGUUAGAAUGUACAGGUGGUCUUUACAGAACCUUGGAAACUCCUUUUUAUACUGUUUCAUUACGUUAGUUCUGGGGGAAUCUGAUGAUAUGUCCAAGUUGGUGUAGUGCUUUUUUUUUUUUUUUUUUUCGUUUUUUUUAAUCUAUUUGUUGGAAAACUGACAAGUUAUUCAAGGGGCUUCUCUGAGCAAUCAGAAUCCUGUAAUAAUUGAAAAGUCCUUUUUAAGAUGUUUAUGUAAUCAGGCGCUGCUAGUGUCAUUCUGUCA